Eublepharis macularius is the source of this 1965-nucleotide messenger RNA. It is a transcript of the gene GIMD1, whose product is annotated as GIMAP family P-loop NTPase domain containing 1. The transcript is spliced from 3 exons. The coding region runs from base 188 to 871 and encodes 227 amino acids. Gene Ontology annotation, molecular function: GTP binding. The record is from RefSeq and is a predicted model, not a curated record. Lineage: Eukaryota; Metazoa; Chordata; Lepidosauria; Squamata; Eublepharidae.
AAGAACCAAGGCAUGAGUAUGAUUAUCAGCUAUCAAGGAGGAUCACUUUGUAACUGAUUAACCUGAGCAAAGAGUAUGUAUCAGUCUCAUCGUGGUACAUUUGCAGUAUCCGCUUCAAAGUUCAAACAAGAACCUGGUACAGACAAGCUUUGGAAAUACAGAAACUGAAUGGACAAAGAUAUUGAGAAUGUACAACCAUACUGCAGAAGAAAGCACAAUGACUGAUGAUAGCAAGAUGACCCUCAACCUUCUCUUGCUUGGAAGGACACAGAGUGGGAAAAGUGCCUCAGGAAACACCCUUUUAGGUAGCGUUGACUUUACCAGUUACUUGUCCCCACGUUCAGUGACCACAUCUUGUCACCUUGGCCGCAGCUGUCACAUUUCAGGUCUUGCACGUCGGAAUGGUAGUGAACUAGCAGUGCAGGUACAUGUACUGGACACUCCUGGAUAUCCUCACAGUAGCUUGAGCAAAGAGCAGGUACAUCAAGAGGUGAAAAGUGCUGUAGCUCAUCACUUUGGAGAGAAAGGCCUGCACUUGGCACUUUUAGUCCUGAGAGCUGAUGUCCCACUUUGUGAAGAGGAAGAUGACCAUACAACUGAGUUAGUCCAGGAACUGCUGGGUCCUAAAUGGAAAGAUUUUACUGUCAUCUUAUUUACUCAUGCAGAUCGAGUUGAAAAGGCUAAGUUCGAGAGAGAAGAAUACCUGCACAUUGCCUCAGAUACGCUACACAAACUCAUACAGUCAGUACAGCAAAAAUACAUUUUUAUAGAUAACCAUGCAACCAUACUAAAAGAGGAAAAUCUAAGAGCUUUGAGAAAAAUUAUGGAGUUCCUAAGACAAAACAAUUACCAAAGAAUUCUAUUCAAAUAAAUGUGCCAUGGUAUAAACGUUGCAGUUAAGCAAUCAUCCAUUCACACAUUCACAAAUCUUCAUCUCCUCCUCCCUCAAUCGUGGGUAUUAUUUCAGAUUUUAAACUAUUUGGGAAAAGAUUUAUUUCAUAUGUGGAACACACCUAAGAAACUAAAGUACACCAAUCUGGACACAGAUGAAUACAGCUAUUUCCCUACAGGUAGCUCAUGAGCUGUUGCUUGCCAGCUGCUGCAGAGUAGCUUGCGCGCACCCUUACAAACCCAGGAAGGAUACUGAAAAGAUCUGCUCUAAGCUUUUAAAAAAGUGUUCCUAUCUGCACAUAAUGUAGGUGGUGGCCAGACUCUCAGUGGUGGUGCCUCACCUUUGGAAUGCUCUCCCCUUUAUGGCUCACAUGGUACCUACCUUUCUUUUAGAUGCCAGACCAAAACUUUACCCUGGCUUUUAACUAAGACAUUUCUUUUUUACUUAUUUUAUUGCCUGCUCCUAGCCUGAGCCUUGUUUUAUUAACAUCAUUUUACGCCAUUGUUUGUUUUAUGUGCUUUUAUGCCCUGGCUUUUAAUUAGCACAUUUAUUUAUUCUACUGAUUUGGCUGUUUUACUCUUACUUGUUUUACUGACUUUAUUGUUCUGAUUGGCUUUGUUUUUUAGUUGUGAGCUGAGUCAGCACACAAAUUCACUAAAUAAAUAGGUUUUGCUCUGUGCAGCUCAGCUAAUAGCAUUUUUCUGGUGCUCUUCCUAGUGCAGAUUCUGAUUCUAGGACAAAAACUAAAGGGAAACUAAUACUGCUUUAAGUUAUAGCUCUAAAUUUCUUCCUUCUGGUUGUUAAAACACACACACACAAGGAUAAGCUGCUUCGCUCUUGUUAAGGCACACUAAUUCACAGUUGUAAGAAUCAGCAGAAUUGAGGAUUAAUGUAAAAUUCUACACCAUCCAUUCCUGUGUUCUUACAAGUAGCGGAAUUGCAGAGGACUUCCUUCAUUAUCAUACUAUAUAGCAAAUGAGGUUAUAAGGCUGCUGCUUUUGUUUAUGGAAGUCUGGUAUAUCAUUUCUGAAGAAACAAAUGAUUUACAACAUCCCCACAAAUUAGCAGCAGAG